UGACUGAAGCGCACCGAGUGACCGAGCAACGGCCGCACGGACACUGAGUUUGCGUGCUUAAAACAUGCUCAGUGCGAUAUUGCGCUGCAGCACAAACAAACCCACUCCAUGAAGAGAGUAUAAGCGCACCAACGGAGUGCGCUACACCGCACUCGUACACAACGAAGAAACAAUAGAGAGGAUAUACAAAGAAAGAAACACAAAGAAAAGAAUAAGACAAUACACACUCAACUCUUUAUAUGUGUGUAUAAACCAUAAUAGGCAACAGAGUUAGAGUGCGCACACAUUUCUUAACAACAAAGUCAGAGUGCGCACAUAAACUCAUAACGAAGUGAGUGUAAACGCACAGAGCAGAAAACGACUCUCAGUUGAGUUGCUGAAUACGCUACUGAGCGUGCGCUUAGUCAUCUCUGCUGGUUUAUUCCAGCAGGAAGAUCAACCAGAAAUUGGAAAGUGAAUACUUGGGAAAAGGCUCAAAUCGACGACAAAAGAGGUCUAUUUGGAUACAUAUCAAGGGUGUCGGAAACGUUUUCACUCUCGGGAUUCAACUGUUUGCAGGAUACAAAUUUGAGGACGUCAUUCAUUUGGCUGUCGCGAUAGAGAGUAAAUUGUGUGAAUUAGCAACCGAUUACACGUUGAAACAACCAAAUUGUUCAAUUUAGUACGUUUUCAAGGAUUGCAAAGGUCACCAUUUGAUUGAAAAUGCAGUCAGUUUCAUCAAAGUCACCAAAUCGAAAGCGAUCGCCUGGCAUUUCGAAUGAUCAAGGUCCGAAUCGGCUUUAUUCCAAAGUCCCCAAGCAACGAGUCAUUAGUCAGCUCUAUGGUUCGAUCAAGGGUAUAUACACUUAUUCAACGACCGAUGUGAAUUUCAUUUUCAACAUCAAUGGCCAACAGGAGUUGAUUCCAUCGCAUAAGUGCAUCCUGGCGAAUCGAAGUCCAGUUUUCCGGCAAAUGUUCUACGGUGAAGAAUUUCUCGAGAAAAAUGGCGAUGUGACAAUAGUCGAUGCCACCAUCGACGAAUUUGUGCUGUUUAUCCGGUCAUUUUAUGAAGAUCGAUUGGAAAUCACCGAGGCAAAUAUCCACGGUUUGGCUUAUCUGGCGGAUAAAUACAUCGCAGCUGCGUGUGAGGAAGUUUGCAAGCAUUUCCUUAAUGAAAUACUCGACAAGAAUGAAAUGCUCGACGCAAUUUUUUGGGUGUUACCAUUGGCCAGCCAGUACAAUUACAUGCCUUUGCGACAAAAAUGCAUCCGUAAGGUGACGAUAUCGGGCGUUUUGCUGAUGCUAUGCAGUGAAUUUGUGAACUGUAGUCAAGAGGCUCUUUUGGAGAUACUUCGCAUCGAUUUUUUUGGUCGAGAGGAGAAUAAAGUGUUUGAACGGUGCAUCGCUUGGGCUAAACAUGCCUGUGAAAAAGAGCAACUGGAUCCAGAAUCACCGGAAAAUUUGCGCAUCCAACUUGGUGACUGUUUCAAAUUGAUUCGAUUCCAUUCGAUGUCGUCCAGGGAAUUUGUACAGUGUUUGAGCGUCCACGUUAAGAUGUUUACCAUUGAUGAAAUAGAGCAAAUUUCGAAAGUCAUCGCCGGAAGACUGCGUGCAAGUGACCUAUCCAAAUACUUCAGAAUUCCAUCAAUAUCGGCUCCGAUUCCUCAAGUAUCGGCUCCGAUUCCUCAAGCAUCGACCAACAAAGCGGCUGGCGUGUAUGAGUGCAACACAUCUCUGGCUACAAUGUUCGACGACAAUGCAACAACUGACGUUUUCUUCACAUUUGCCGGCGCUGGAAAUCAACAGCUUGCAGGACACAAGUGUGUUUUAGCGGCUAAAAGCCAUACAUUUGAGAAGCUUUUCAUCGACCUCGACCAAACAAAUAAAAUUCACAUCCUGGAUUCGUCGCUUCAAGAGUUUUCCGUUUUUCUCAAGUCAUUUUACACAAAACCAUCCAUUGACAAUCUGACAAAGGAAUUCGUUGACCAGGUGCUUGCACUGUCUGUGAAGUUUGGCGCGACUGAGUUACACUUGGAAGACUCUUUGCUUGAUGCAUUGAACGAUGCAAAUGUGUUUUGGAUGCUUGAACUGUCGCAAAAUUUCAAAUUGGGCCAUCUCUAUUCGGUGAGCUGUGAUCACAUCAAAUCCGGAGGCAUUGAAAUUCUCUCAACAACUGGCUUUCUGAAUGCACAUCGAGAAAUACUGAAGAUCAUACCAUUUCUACAUGACGAAGCCACAUGUGUUGACAGUCUGCUCAUUUGCAAUGCUUUCAUGAAAUGGGCCGAAGCAUUCUGCGAUCGAAAUAACAUGGACAAAUCGGACGGAAAUCUACGAACAGCAUUUGGUGACGCAUUCGAAUCGAUUCCAUUUGUGAACAUGCGCCUAAUCGAUUUCGCAUUCUUUCAACAUAAAUACGAUGGAAUGUUCUCCAAUGAAGAUGUUCGCAAAAUCAUGAACGAAUUCACGAAAAAAUCAUCAAACCGUGUGAACGCACAUUCGACAUUAGUUGAAGACAAUGACAAUAAUUGAUCGGAAUUAGUUUUUAGUUUAGUUAAGACGUAGAGAAAAAUAGAAAGAUCAGAUUUGAAUAAGUAUUUUCGAGACCGAAAUUUCAUUACAAUAUCGCAAAGCUAGCGAAAAUGCGUGAAUGAAAAUCUAAGAAAAAAAAUAUAUUAUACAUGAGAAGCUUUUACAUAUAACACAAAAUGAUUGUUUGAAAAUAAGUCGAAUAUCCAAUUUCUAUUAUCAUAACAGUGUUUUGUUAAGAACAUCAUCGAGAUUAAAUAAAAACAAAGGAAAUUGAUACAAUGAAAA
Molecule: messenger RNA, 2793 nt
Organism: Sitodiplosis mosellana (orange wheat blossom midge)
Lineage: Eukaryota; Metazoa; Arthropoda; Insecta; Diptera; Cecidomyiidae
Exons: 3
Coding region: 703-2508 (601 amino acids)
Molecular function (GO): protein binding
Source: RefSeq, a predicted model, not a curated record